Symbiodinium natans is the source of this 2085-nucleotide messenger RNA. The record is from the annotation of a GenBank genome assembly. NCBI's taxonomy places the organism in Eukaryota, Dinophyceae, Suessiales, Symbiodiniaceae.
AUGGACCUGGUCGAGCGGAGAUGGGGCGGACCGGAGGCCUUUCUGGCAAAGAAUGCCGAACUCUUCAGGAGUCCAAAGGCCAGUGAGAGAAGGGACGUGGCUUUUGACACCCUUGUUGAGCAAACAGGUGGCAGGUCUACUGUCUCACAACUGCUGAACGUGGUCGCCGAUGCUGGCGGUUUUCAACGGGAUGACUCGGCUGAUGACUCGACCGAUUCUCUAGAUGGUGAGUCCGACGGCAUCGACCAGUCUCUUUCUCGCCAGAAGAUGAAGGACCUGAGAAGUCUCAAGAAGAAGUACAAACAGGAAGAGGAAGAUGAGCGCGAGCACCUAAAGAGAAUCGAGGAGAAAUACCAGCUGAGAAAGGAACAGCUAGAGGAGGACAUCAAGCAGCUCCAGGGGCAGCUUGAGGACGAGUUGCGAAAGCUGGACAAACUGGAGCUUGAUCAACAACAAGUCCGGUCAUUUCAUGGACCUAGGUGUUUGCGAUUUGUAGAGGGUGACGUGUUCACAGUGGUUUCUACCAGCAUCGUCGUCCUGAACGUUCUGGCGCUAAUCAAGGAGAUGACCGAUGAACGGUACAAGGACAUCUUCUUCUGGGUUGACCAGGCUUUUCUGGUUUUCUACAUCGUGGAACUGGUGCUCCGAGGUCUUCUUUUGCAGAAAGAUCUGCUUUUAGGACCGUUGCGAGAAGUGUGGUGGAAUUGGCUUGAUGUCUUCAUCGUCCUUGCUGGAAUUUAUGAUCAAUGGAUCCUGACUGCCAUGAACCAGACCAGCUCACUUCUUGUCAGCGCAGUUCGAAUCUUGCGCCUUCUGCGCUUGAUCCGACUCGCAAAAGUGGUGCGGGCAUUCCUGAAGUCUGAGCUUGAAUGGGUAGAGGAAGACUGUUUUCAAGGCUUCAUCUUAAGUGCCAUCUUGGUAAACAGCUUACUGCUGGGAGUCCAAACCGAUUGGCCUGACUUCUUCCUAUGGAACGCACUUGAAGAAGUGCUGCUGGUGGUCUUCCUUUUCGAGCUGCUCGUCCGUGUCAAGCUGCACAAGUGGAGGUUCUUCACGGAUCCCAGUGAAGUCCCCUGGAACCUGCUGGACACCAUCAUUGUAGUUGCUGCGGUGGUCGACCAGUGGAUGCUCCCCAUCUUCAGCUUCGCUUCUGCUCUGAUAGGUGGCAAGCCAGAAUGGGGUACUGAUUCGAGUGAGGACAUGGGAUCUAUCUUCCUGCUGCUGCGAAUGGCCAGACUCUUCCGCAUCCUGCGGCUGGCACGCUUGAUUCACAGCCUGCCGCCACUUUAUAAUUUGGUGCUCGGCGUUGCAUAUGCAAUGCAAGGCAUGUUUUGGGUUUUGGUGCUCACAGUCCUCCUCCUCUACAUUUGUGCAAUACUCGCCGUCUUGCUCAUCGAGAAGGGGCUACUGUUCUCAGAUGGCCGGCCACCAGCAAACUUGAAAGGGAUCUUCUCUGGCGUCUUUGAGUCCAUGUUCGUCCUUUUCUUGGUCAUGAAUGGCGACUUUGAUUCGGUACAAGAGAUUCUGGAUGCGAUUCCAUCCACGCAGCUAGCGUGUGCUCUGUUCAUGAUCCUCUCAAACUGGGCCAUUCUUGCCAUCUUCACAGCAGUGGUGAGUGAGAACAUGAUUACCACCGUAGAGGACAGGCGAAGAGAAAAUGACGAUGUGGAGAAUAAAGACAAGACAGAUCGAUCGGUUGUGAAGCUAACUGAGCUCUUCAAUGACAUGGACAAGAGGGAGCAAGGCUUGAUCUAUGCAUCGGAAUUCGACAGGAUCUUAAGCGAUGAAGACCAGGAGGCCGAACUGUGCGAUGCUGCUGGAAUCUCAAGUAACGACCUGAAUGAUUUGACGAAACUGUUAAGCCAUUCUCCAGCAGAUGGCGGCGAAGCCUAUAUAUUAGAAGAAGAUUUCCUUACAGGCCUAAAGAAACAGAAUGACGUCGCAAACGAGCGCUCCAUGAUGCGGCUCGAGAAGAAGAUCAUGGCGCUGGAAGACAAGCUCCGGCACUGGAUGCAGCAACAGGCAGUGCCGUCACAACAAGGACGGCCCCAAAGUCCCCAAGGACGGAUGCAAAUGCGAACCUGA